UUUUUUUUUUUUUUUUAAACCCACGAACCGCAGCAAAAAAGGAUUUCUUGCCUCUCGGAGAGACACCCCAGGUUCGCUCAAGGUUUGACGGGCCCUCCUCAUGGAAACCAUGACCCUGCCAUUUAUCCCACUUGUCCUGCUAUUGCUGCUGGAGAGGACAACCCACGCCUUGUUCCCCGAAGAACCUGGACCCAUCAGCGUGGCCCUUGAAGAUUCUGUGAAGCAGUAUUCGGUCUUUGUGGGCAAUGGCAUGGGUCGGUACUCCAGCCAAGAUGGCGGGGCAGAGAGGCUCAGCAUUCAGCGGAUGGUGACAAUCAACAGGACCUUGUACAUUGGGGACAGGGAUAACUUGUACCGUAUAAGCCUGGAGCCUUCUACAGCUGGAGAGAUGCGCUAUCAUCAGAAGCUGACGUGGAGGUCAAAUCAGCAUGAUAUCAACAUCUGCCGCAUGAAAGGAAAGCACGAGGCAGAAUGUCGGAAUUUUAUCAAAGUUCUCCUCCUCCGCAAUGACAACAUGCUUUUUGUGUGUGGCACCAAUGCCUUCAACCCAGUCUGUGCCAACUAUAGUAUGGACAAGCUAGAACCCAUUGGGGACAACAUCAGCGGCAUGGCCCGGUGCCCUUAUGACCCCAAGCAUGCCAAUGUGGCCCUCUUUACAGGAGGGAUGCUCUUCACCGCCACAGUGACUGAUUUCCUGGCCAUCGAUGCCGUGAUUUACCGCAGUCUGGGAGACAGCCCGACCCUGCGCACCGUCAAGCAUGACUCCAAGUGGUUCAAAGAGCCGUAUUUCGUGCACGCUGUAGAGUGGAAGAGCCACGUGUAUUUCUUCUUCAGGGAGAUCGCCAUUGAGUUCAACUACCUCGAAAAGGUGGUGGUUUCACGAGUGGCACGGGUGUGUAAGAACGACAUGGGCGGCUCCCAGCGGGUGCUGGAGAAACAGUGGACGUCCUUCCUGAAGGCGCGGCUCAACUGCUCAGUUCCGGGAGAUUCCCAUUUCUACUUCAAUGUCAUCCAGUCGGUCACAGACGUUUUCCAGCUGGACGGCCGGCCCGUGGUCCUGGCGGUCUUCUCCACACCUACUAACAGCAUCCCCGGCUCUGCUGUCUGUGCCUUCGAUAUGGCCCAAAUAUCCUCGGUCUUUGAGGGGCGCUUCCGGGAGCAGAAAUCCCCUGAAUCCAUUUGGACCCCGGUUCCGGAGGAAUUGGUACCAAAGCCACGGCCCGGAGGCUGUGCCACCCCUGGGAUGCGCUACAAUUCCUCCAGCUUCUUUCCGGACGAGAUCCUCAAUUUUGUCAAGACGCAUCCGCUGAUGGAUGAGUCGGUGCCGUCUCUGGGCAACACCCCCUGGAUCAUCCGGACCAUGACUCGGUAUCAGUUGCGUAAAAUUGUGGUGGACCCCGCAGCAGGGCCCGGGAAGAACCACACUGUGGUGUUUCUGGGGUCCGACACCGGCACCGUCCUCAAGUUUCUGAUCUGGGCUAACGUUAGCGCCACCCUGACGACAGUGCGGGCCAGCAUCCAGAGUGUGUUUCUAGAGGAGUUUGAGACAUAUCCCAGCGAAAAGUGCGGCAAGGACAGUGUGGAUGAGAGGAAGCUUCUGGGAAUGGAGCUCGAUAAAGCCACUGGAUCGUUGCUGCUGGCAUUCCCCCCUUGCGUGGUGCGGGCCCCUGUGGCAAGAUGCCACCAGCAUUCAGGCUGCAUGAAGAAUUGUCUGGGGAGCCGUGACCCUUAUUGCGGCUGGACCCCCGAAGGCUCCUGUAUUUUCGUGGACUUGAGCACCAGGGUCACGUUUGAUCAAGACAUUGCAGGUGGGAAGACGUCUCAUCUCGGUGACUGUGAAGGGCUGGUGACUGAAAGCUUUGUGGACGAACCGGAUGGGCUGGUGUCGGUGAACCUUCUGGUAAUCUCCUCGGUAGCGGCCUUCGUCAUCGGGGCUGUUAUCUCGGGCUUCAGCGUGUGCUGGUUUAUCGGGCACCGCGACCGGAAGGAGAUGGCCCGGCGCAAAGACAAGGAGAACAUCCUAUCCCACAGCGAGUCAGUGGUGAGCGUCAGCCGGCUGGGCGAACGACACGCUCGAGGCCCCGGUGGGCAGCCCGAGAACCUGCUGGCGCCGCUUAUGCAGAAUGGGUGGCCCAAAGGACUCAUCAAGGUUAGCCAGCACGACCUGGAUUCAGGAGUUCUCCCUACCCCAGAGCAGACCCCGUUGCAGCAGAAGCGAUGCCCGAAACCCUGCAGCUGGGAGUACAGCCACAACCUCAUCAACGCUUCAAUGCGGGGCGGGGACCCCCCAUCCUCCGUCAUUCUGCUCCAUGCCGGCCACACUCCAGUGCCCCCCCACCACUUGUCUUCUGGCCGUGUUAUCCCCAUCUCCUGCCACUCCAUGCUGAUGGACCAGGAGCUGGAAAGCGAAUCGGGUGACCUCUCGCUGGACAUGCGUUAUCUGCCGAUCAGUGGCGGAGAAGGACCCCGGGGAGUCCAGCAACAGCUGCAGCAAGCUCCAACUUCCCACCGACCCAGCGGGACGCGAAGCUCCUACGGUGGCGAGAUGCCGAUCACUCCGCACGACAGCCCCGACCGGCGACGGGUGGUGUCGGCCCCGAGCGGGGAGACGGGGGAUUCCACUCAAUGGAACCCCGACAAGCUGAACUCCAAUAGUAACAAUGCAGCCAGCAAGGCGAACGCACAUCUCAAACGCACCCACACUUUCAACAGUGGGGAAGGCCAGGUGGCUUACACCCGGGCGCAGAGGGCGCCCACGCUGGGCUCUCAGCACACCCUCACAGACUUUAGCCACCUCCUGAAAUACGGUGGCAUCGAGCGGACUGCCUCCUCUGUCAAAUAGGGAGCCAACCGGGACGCGUGGUCUGGCUCGGUAACCUCCCUCCUCGUGGAAGGGGCGGGGUUUCAUGACAGAAAGGAGGAGGGGCAGAGCAGGAAAACGAAAAAACCUAGAUACCCUGGAUCCCACUUUGGGAGGGACAGUGGGAGGAGGAGACCUGGACCCUCCCCCUUCCCAGCAUGUGGAUCGUUGGGGAGAGGGGUCACCAGAGAGGCAAAAGGGGGACCUCUUGUGUGUGUGUGUGUUUGGGGUUCUUGUCCUGGCGCUUCCUCGUUGGACUCUUCCUGGCCUUUGCGAUGCUCCUCCUUCUUUUUGAAAGGCGGUGGGGCGGGGCCUGUGGGGAUGGUUGCCCCUCCUCCUCCUGCCCCAGGGUGGAGAGUCAAAGAUUGCAGGACGGGAUUUUAGCUAAGAUUGCGAAAUAAUAGCAGAAACAAAACAAAAAACAGAAAGAAAUUGGUUGCUGGGAUGGUUUUGGAAAGGCUGUGCGCAAGAUCUGGAAAGGAUUCAGGGUUGACCCUCCACCUGGCUUUACCCUCUUUUCUUCGUACUGUAACAGCUGAUACUCGAGGGGUGGUCUCAUGCGGUGGGUUUUUUCCCAUCCCCGGCCCCAGAAAACGUCCUCCAUCUUGUUUGGAUGAUUCUGGGAUGUUACGUCCUCAAACCUCCCAUCCCUCUGCACACACGCACAUCCCCAGACUGCUCAGGCGCACCCAGAAGUGGAAGGUGCUCACAAGCUGAGCAAAGGCACCGUUCCACAGGAAUGGGUCCAAGGGAAAAUCUUUCCUUGCAGAACAUAUCAGAGGCUCUCUGUUUUCUCACAGCACCCACAGCAGGGAAAGUAACAACUGGGGUUUGUGUCUCCCCGGCCAACAUUUAAACCAUUUGGAAGCGAUCUGCUUUUCUGCAAAGACUUCUGGGAAUUCACGCCCCCUAUAGACUCCUUGGAGAAGUUCAAUUCCUAGGUUUGCAGCACCGUUGGCUUAAAAACAAAACAACAGCUUCAAAUGGGUUUAAAUGUGUAAUGCAGACGCAAGGAGGUUCAUUCAGAACAGACUUUCCUUUAAGGAAGUACAGGCAACCUCCAAACUAGGACUAUAAAUGGAGUGGGGGAUUCGUUUCCUGUUUGUCUCUUUUCCCUGUGGGUUGGACCUUCUGUAUUUAUGACCUUCCGUCCCCUUUCUUGGAGAAAGUAGAGGGUAACUCGAGCACAUCAGGAACAGAUUGGUAGCAGGGAUGGAGAGAGUUAAGGUUAGAACAUGGCACUUUUGCUGAACUGGAGUCCCAUCCAACCUGAUAGUGGCACCCGUCUAUGGGUCCACAGAAAUCAUUUGCGCAGAAUCAGAGGUGGAGUUGGUAAAUUGUCUGCCCAUACAGUCAAGGGAAAUGUUCCCAACACUUCUGGCUUCUAAAGGUAUAGGGUCCACAAAUUAAAAUUGUUGAAACACGUCAGUCUUGCAGCCAAAACAGUUUGCUUUUUGAGUAGGAGGUGACCUUGUGCAUUUCUGUAUGAGUCACUUUGCACAAGCAUGCCUCCUGAAGGGAAGAAGGCGACCCCAGACUCAUGCAGAGUUGCAAUAGCCACACUUCUGAAGACAGGAAAUUCCUCCGAGUUUCCGCAUCUGGGGUGAUGGAAUGAUCCAAACACGGGAAUAAGUCUAAAUAACCCCACCCUCCUAGGAAGGCUGGUUGCAACCAGAUCAGCUAUUCACACAGAGGCACAACUGCAAUUAUGUCUGUUGCCACUCUGAAUUGGAAAGGCUGAAGUAUUCCAAAGGCAUAUAAUGCACUGAUGCUAUAAAAUGGCCCCACACACAUGCACAAUAGGAUCUGACAGGGAGGAGGUUAGGACAGGGCGAGGAGUUUUGCAGAGAUGCAGCGGGGAACCUCUGUGGACUGGUGCUUGGGAAUCCCAGGAGACUUUAAAUUAUUUAAAUCCCUUUGGGAGGGCAACAUACAGUGUGGGAAUUUUGGAUCUGGAGUCACAAACACUGAUUUUAUUGGUCCCCAUGAGGAGUUCCAAAAUUCUUUUAUCGGCUUGGUGGAGAGAGCAGGACCAUGGAAGACUCCAAGACCCAGCCCAAAACUGAACUUGGAGACUGAACCAUACGUGACCUCUGAAUGGCUUUGGGGGUCCAAAAUGUUGCAACCCCAGAGGCAUGCGCCCCCUCACCCUGCACAACACACAAAUCCACAAAUUCUCUUGACUAUUCCUCAGUAACAAUAAUACAAGUUAUUAAAACAAGGCUUCCCACAUUUCAUUA
Molecule: messenger RNA, 5100 nt
Organism: Heteronotia binoei (common prickly gecko)
Lineage: Eukaryota; Metazoa; Chordata; Lepidosauria; Squamata; Gekkonidae
Gene: SEMA6B
Product: semaphorin 6B
Exons: 17
Coding region: 101-2842 (913 amino acids)
Biological process (GO): axon guidance; negative chemotaxis; semaphorin-plexin signaling pathway
Molecular function (GO): semaphorin receptor binding; chemorepellent activity
Source: RefSeq, a predicted model, not a curated record